UAUUGUGUCGGUGAAAAAUCAAUGCACUGUGGGCGUUAUAAGAAAACUACCUAUAAACCCAAAAACAGAGUGCUCUGAGAAAGGUAGCGUUUUUUUUGUGGUUGUUUUUUUCUCAAUUCUCAACCAUGGAGAAGCAGAAGACAGUGAUGGGUUUGAUUCUGUUGCUGCUGUUAUUUGCUUCGGAUGUGAGUGCUUGGACUGGUGAAAUCCAUGGAAGAGUUGUUUGUGAUGUUUGUGGGGAUUCUUCUCUCGGACCUGAAGACCAUGUUCUCGAAGGUGCUGAGGUUGCUGUUCUUUGCAUCACCAAAUCUGGGGAGGUUCUAAAUUAUCAGGCAUUCACUGAUGCUAAGGGGAUAUACACAGUGGCCGAGACAAUGCCGGAGAGUGAUCGUUGGGAUGCAUGUCUUGCCCGACCAAUCAGUAGUUUCCAUGAGCAAUGCACUCAACUUGGUGAAGGCAGCAUUGGGGUUAAAUUCAGUUACAAUCAUCCAUCAGGACAUUCACACACUGUCAGGACCUUUGUUUAUCGACCCACCAGUGUUCCAACUUACUGCAUUUGAUAUAUACUAAUGAGUAUAUGAAUCUGAGAGUGUCUAUGCUUGAUUGAACUAGUGCAAAACUAAUGAGUAUAUGAGCAUAUUUUAUUUAUACUAUAUGUAUGUGUAGUGGUGUUCCGGUAUGUAUUUCUAUAGAGCAUAGUCAAAGUAAGCAUGAGACGUUUAAGUAACUGUAAAUGGCAAUAUUAUAGAGAGCAAUGCAAAAUCAUUGUCAUUGAGCAAUGCAA
Glycine soja is the source of this 784-nucleotide messenger RNA. RefSeq lists its product as uncharacterized. The transcript has 2 exons. Bases 126 to 560 code for a protein of 144 amino acids. The record is from RefSeq and is a predicted model, not a curated record. Lineage: Eukaryota; Viridiplantae; Streptophyta; Magnoliopsida; Fabales; Fabaceae.